AUGAAGACCGACAGAUCAAGCGAAGGCCUGGUACAGCAGUAUGGUGGCCGCCACACGGGCAGCUGGGUCGGUUACCUUCCGGCAUCUUGGAUUCCUUACGUUCAGCUUGCACGUCUGAGCCCCCCUGCCGGGCUCUUUCUCAUACUCUUCCCUCAUAUUUUCGGCGUUAUACAUGCGGCCAUGAUACUACGGGCCCCUUUCGCCGACGCUAUGACUGCCGGGAUACUGGUCGCGGGCGGCAGCUUCUUUCUCUCGAACGCUUGCCAUGGCUGGAACGAUUUUAUAGAUGCGCCCUUUGACAAACUAGUGGCUCGUACACGGAACCGCCCUAUCGUGAGGGGCGCUGUUUCGCCCCGAGGAGCACUGCUCUUCGUAUUCUCUCAAUGCCUAGGAGCAGCUGUCAUCCUAUCGAUACUACCUAAUAUCGCAGCAUGGACGGCAAUACCGGGAAUCGCUCUACAUAUAUACUACCCCUAUUCCAAGCAACAUACUCAUUUGGCACAAUUUGUGUUGGGAUUUACCUUGGCCUGGGGUGUUUACGUUGGGACCGCAGCCAUGGGCGUUGACCCCAGUAGUGAUGUCUUCGCUCCUACGACUUGUCUGUUUGGCGCGUCUGUCCUCUGGACAGUCAUCUACGACACAAUCUACACUUUUCAAGAUAUCGCCGAUGAUGAGAAAAUCGGACUUAAGAGCACCGCCAUUCUAUUACGCGACUGGACGAAACCGUUUCUCUUGGUUUCCCUUGGCUGUGUUGCCACUCUGCUUACCACAUACGGCCAGUUGUGCGCCAUGAAUACCGGGUUUUAUAUUUUCGGAAUAGGAGGUAGUCUCGCGUCACUAGGUACAAUGAUCAUGAAGGUUGAGCUGAAGGAUCCAUUCAGUUGCUGGUGGUGGUUUCGAUAUGGAUUCUGGUUGGCUGGUGGCUCUAUUGUAGGCGGCUUGCUCUCAGCUUAUAUUAUGCGUUAG
Daldinia vernicosa is the source of this 966-nucleotide messenger RNA. Its product is annotated as prenyltransferase. The coding region runs from base 1 to 966 and encodes 321 amino acids. The transcript has a single exon. Gene Ontology annotation, cellular component: mitochondrial inner membrane. Gene Ontology annotation, molecular function: 4-hydroxybenzoate polyprenyltransferase activity. The record is from RefSeq and is a predicted model, not a curated record. Gene Ontology annotation, biological process: ubiquinone biosynthetic process. Lineage: Eukaryota; Fungi; Ascomycota; Sordariomycetes; Xylariales; Hypoxylaceae.